AUGGACGUGGACGUGGACGUGGACGUGGACGUGGACAUGGGCGUUGACGUGGACAUGGACAUGGACGUGGACGUGGACAUGGACGUGGACGUGGACAUGGACAUGGACGUGGACAUGGACGUGGACAUGGACGUGGACAUGGACGUGGACGUGGACGUGGACGUGGACAUGGACGUGGACGUGGACGUGGACGUGGACAUGGACGUGGACGUGGACGUGGACAUUGACGUGGACGUGGACGUGGACCUGGACGUAGACGUGGACGUGGACAUGGAGGUGGACGUGGACGUGGAGGACUUAGACGUGGACAUGGACGUGGACGUGGACGUGGACAUGGACGUGGACAUGGACAUGGACGUGGACAUGGACGUGGACGUGGACGUGGACAUCGACGUGGACGUGGACGUGGGCGUGGACGUGGACAUAGACAUGGACGUGGACAUGGACGUGGACGUGGUCAUGGACGUGGACGUGGACGUGGACGAGGACAUGGACGUGGACGUGGAUGUGGAGGAGCUGGACGUGGACAUGGACGUGGACAUGGACGUGGACGUGGACGUGGACAUGGAGGUGGACGUGGACGUGGACGUGGACGUGGACGUGAACAUGGACGUGGACAUGGACGUGGAUGUGGACAUGGACGUGGACAUGGACGUGGACAUGGACGUGGACAUGGACGUGGACGUGGACGUGGACAUGGACGUGGACAUGGACGUGGACAUGGACGUGGAUGUGGACAUGGACGUGGACGUGGACGUGGACAUGGACGUGGACGUGGACGUGGACGUGGAUGUGGACGUGGACAUGGACGUGGACGUGGAUGUGGACAUGGACCUGGACAUGGACGUGGACAUGGACGUGGACAUGGACGUGGACGUGGAAAUGGACGUGGAUAUGGACGUGGACGUGGACAUGGACGUGGACGUGGACGUGGACGUGGACGACGUGGACGUGGACGUGGAGGACGUGGACGUGGACGUGGACGUGGAGGACGUAGACGUGGACGUGGACGAGGUUGUGGACGUGGAGGACUUGGACGUGGACAUGGACGUGAACGUGGACGUGGACGUGGACAUGGUCGUGGACGUGGACGUGGACGUUGAUGUGGACAUGGACGUGGACGUGGACAUGGACGUGGACAUGGACGUGGACAUGGACGUGGACGUGGACGUGGACGUGGACGUGAACAUGGACGUGGACGUGGACAUGGACGUGGACGUGGACGUGGACAUGGACGUGGACGUGGACGUGGACGUGGACAUGGACGUGGACGUGGACGUGGACAUGGACGUGGACGUGGACAUAGACGUGGACGUGGACGUCCACGUGGACAUAGACGUGGACAUGGACGUGGACGUGGACGUGGACGUGGACAUCGACGUGGACGUGGACGUGGGCGUGGACGUGGACAUGGAGUUGGACGUGGACGUGGACAUGGACGUGGACGUGGACGUGGACGUGGACAUGGACGUGAACAUGGACAUGGACAUGGACCUGGACGUGGACGUGGACGUGGACGUGGACAUGGACAUGGACGUGGACGUGGACGUGGUCGUGGAAGUGGACGUGGACAUGGAUGUGGUCGUGGUCGUGGACGUAGACGUGGUCGUGGACGUAGACGUGGACGUGGAGGACGUGGACGUGGACGUGGAGGACGUGGACGUGGACGUGGACGAGGUUGUGGACGUGGAGGACUUGGACGUGGACAUGGACGUGGACGUGGACGUGGACGUGGACAUGGUCGUGGAUGUGGACGUGGACGUUGAUAUGGUCGUGGACGUGGACGUGGACGUGGACGUGGACGUUGAGGACUUGGACGUGGACAUGGACGUGGACGUGGACGUGGACAUGGACCUGGAUGUGGACGUGGACGUGGACGUGGACGUGGACGUGGACAUGGACGUGGACGUGGACGUGGACAUGGACGUGGACAUGGACGUGGACGUGGACGUGGACAUGGAUGUGGACAUGGAUGUGGACGUGGACGUGGACGUGGACGUAGACAUGGACGUGGACAUGAACGUGGACAUGGACGUGGACGUGGACAUGGACGUGGACAUGGACGUGGACGUGGACGUGGACGUGGACAUGGACAUGGACGUGGACGUGGACGUGGACGUGGACCUGGACGUGGACGUGGACAUGGACGUGGACGUGGACGUGGACGUGGACGUGGACAUGGACGUGGACAUGGACGUGGACGUGGACGUGGAUGUGGACGUAGACGUGGACAUGGACAUGAACGUAGACGUGGACGUGGACGUGGACCUGGACGUGGUUGUGGACAUGGACGUGGACGUGGACAUGGACGUGGACAUGGACGUGGACAUGGACGUGGACGUGGACAUGGACGUGGACGUGGACGUGGACGUGGACGUGGACAUGGUCAUAGAUGUGGACGUGGACGUGGACGUGGACAUGGACGUGGAUGUCAACAUGGACGUGGACAUGGACGUGGACAUGGACGUGGACGUGGACGUGGACGUGGACAUGGACGUGGACGUGGACAUGGAUGUGGACGUGGACGUGGCAUAG
Closterium sp. NIES-65 is the source of this 2535-nucleotide messenger RNA. Lineage: Eukaryota; Viridiplantae; Streptophyta; Zygnematophyceae; Desmidiales; Closteriaceae. The record is from the annotation of a GenBank genome assembly.